Messenger RNA from Crotalus tigris (Tiger rattlesnake), 10405 nucleotides. It is a transcript of the gene PLXNA2, whose product is annotated as plexin A2. The transcript is spliced from 27 exons. Lineage: Eukaryota; Metazoa; Chordata; Lepidosauria; Squamata; Viperidae. The coding region runs from base 75 to 4016 and encodes 1313 amino acids. Gene Ontology annotation, molecular function: semaphorin receptor activity; protein binding. Gene Ontology annotation, cellular component: semaphorin receptor complex. The record is from RefSeq and is a predicted model, not a curated record. Gene Ontology annotation, biological process: negative regulation of cell adhesion; semaphorin-plexin signaling pathway involved in axon guidance; positive regulation of axonogenesis.
AUGGGCCUCCUCAUGGUGGCAUUCAGUAUGAAACGGUGCCAAUUUUCAAGGAUGGGAGUCAUAUCCUCCGUGACAUGGCCUUUUCCACAGAUCAUAAUUACCUCUAUGUCAUGUCAGAAAGACAGGUGUCCCAGAUUCCUGUUGAAUCCUGUGAACAGUAUACAACCUGUGGAGAAUGUCUGAGUUCAGGAGACCCUCACUGUGGCUGGUGUGUUCUGCAUCACAUAUGUUCACGGAGGGACAAAUGCGAGCGAGCCAAUGAACCUUUCCGAUUUGCAGCCAGCAUCAACCAGUGUAUGACUAUCAUUGUUCAACCUAGCAGCAUCCCAGUUUCUGAGCAUAGCCUUCCGCUCAGCUUGCUGGUGAAUGAUGCUCCAGAUCUGUCACCUGGCAUAAUCUGUGUAUUUGGAAACCUCACUGAAGUAGAAGGCCAGGUUUUGGGGAACCAAAUUAUAUGUACUUCUCCAUCCUCUAAGGAUGUCCCUGCCAUACCUGUGGACCAGGACUGGUUUGGCAUAGAGCUUCUGUUGAAAUCCAGAGAGACUGGCAAGAUGUUUGUCAGCACAGAGUUCAAAUUUUACAACUGCAGUGCCCACCAGCUAUGCCUGUCUUGUGUCAACAGUGCCUUUCACUGUCACUGGUGUAAAUAUCGUAACCUGUGCACUCAUGAUCCAACAACAUGCUCUUUUCAGGAAGGACGGAUCAAUGUUUCUGAGGACUGCCCACAGUUAUUUCCUACAGAAGAAAUUUUGAUCCCUGUUGGUGAAGUGAAGCCCAUCACACUGAAAGCUAGGAAUUUACCCCAACCGCAAUCUGGCCAGCGUGGAUAUGAAUGUGUUCUCAAUAUCCAAGGUGUGAUUCAUCGUGUACCAGCUCUUCGCUUCAAUAGCUCAAGUGUACAAUGCCAGAAUAGUUCGAUCCUAACACUGUCAGGUCCACCAGAAGGAGGAACACGAGUCACAAUUCGUGGUGUUAACCUGGGGCUGGAUUUCUCUGAAAUAGCCCACAAUGUACAAGUAGCUGGUGUGGAAUGUGUUCCACUAGAGGACCAGUACAUUAUUGCUGAACAAAUUGUAUGUGAAAUGGGGCAAGCUGAGCCUGACAUUAGCUCCGGUCCUGCACUCCUCUGUAUUGGAGAAUGCAAAUCAGAAUUUGUGGCCAAGUCUGCACAACAUUAUACAUUCGUGAAUCCUGCUGUGGGUUAUUUGAGUCCCAGCCGUGGACCAGAGUCAGGAGGGACUAUGGUGACCAUUACUGGCCAUUUUCUGGGAGCUGGCAGCAGUGUGUCGAUAUUGCUGGGUAAUCAGACCUGCGAGUUUUAUGGGAGAUCAAUUAAUGAGAUUAUGUGUGUGUCUGCACCUUCUACCCAUGGUCUUGGACCAGUGCAUGUUUCUGUCAGUGUGGACCGGGCCCAGCUAGAAAGCUCAUUACAAUUUGAAUACAUUGAUGACCCAAAAGUUCAUCGGAUUGAGCCUGAAUGGAGCAUAGCCAGUGGCCACACACCUCUCACUGUUACAGGAUCCAACCUGGAUGUUAUACAAGAACCCAGAAUCCGAGUGAAGUACAAUGGCAAAGAAUCUGUCAAUGUUUGUAAAGUUGUGAAUACUACCACCCUCACUUGCCUGGCUCCUUCACUUACAUCACAGUACCGACCAGGUCUGGAUGUUGUUGAACGACCUGAUGAAAUCGGAUUCAUCUUUAACAAUGUUCAAUCUUUACUGAUUUAUAAUGACACCAAAUUUAUUUAUUAUCCAAACCCUGCCUUUGAACUUUUGAGUGCUACUGGCAUCUUGGACCAAAAGCCAGGAUCACCCAUCAUCCUGAAGGGUAAAAAUCUGUGUCCACCUGCAUCGGGUGGAGCAAAGCUGAAUUAUACUGUUCUGAUUGGAGAAACUCCCUGUGCUGUCACCAUCUCUGAGACCCAAUUACUUUGUGAACCUCCAAAUCUCACCGGGCAACACAAAGUUAUGGUGCAUGUAGGUGGCAUCAUUUUCUCACCUGGCUCAGUGAAUGUGAUCUCAGAUAGCCUGCUGACUUUGCCUGCUAUUGUCAGUAUUGCAGCAGGAGGCAGUCUUCUUCUCAUCAUAGUUAUCAUAGUCCUCAUUGCUUACAAGCGCAAGUCACGUGAAAAUGAUCUCACACUCAAGAGACUUCAGAUGCAGAUGGACAACCUCGAGUCUCGGGUAGCCCUUGAAUGCAAAGAAGCUUUUGCAGAGCUGCAGACAGACAUCAAUGAGUUAACCAGUGACCUGGACCGCUCAGGAAUCCCGUAUCUUGAUUAUCGCACAUAUGCCAUGAGAGUUCUCUUCCCUGGCAUUGAAGAUCACCCUGUCCUGCGUGAACUAGAGGUUCAAGGGAAUGGACAGCAGAAUGUUGAAAAAGCCCUGAAGCUCUUUGCCCAGCUACUCAACAAUAAGGUUUUUUUGUUGACAUUUAUCCGUACCCUGGAAUUACAGCGAAGUUUCUCUAUGCGUGACCGUGGCAAUGUGGCUUCCCUCAUCAUGACAGGACUUCAAGGAAAGCUAGAAUAUGCCACUGAUGUCCUCAAGCAGUUGCUGUCUGACCUGAUUGAGAAGAACCUGGAAAACAAAAACCACCCUAAGUUGCUCCUGCGCAGGACAGAGUCUGUAGCUGAGAAGAUGCUGACUAAUUGGUUUGCUUUCUUACUCCACAAGUUCCUAAAGGAAUGUGCUGGAGAACCACUCUUCAUGUUGUACUGUGCCAUCAAGCAACAGAUGGAGAAAGGCCCAAUUGAUGCUAUUACAGGAGAAGCACGCUAUUCCCUCAGUGAGGACAAGCUGAUCAGGCAGCAGAUUGAGUACAAAACACUGAUCUUGAACUGUGUGAACCCGGAUAAUGAAAAUAGUCCUGAGAUUCCUGUGAAGGUGCUUAACUGUGAUACUAUCACACAAGUCAAGGAGAAGAUUCUUGAUGCAGUAUAUAAAAAUGUCCCAUAUUCCCAAAGGCCUCGAGCUGUUGACAUGGACUUGGAAUGGCGCCAAGGUCGAAUAGCACGUGUGGUACUUCAGGAUGAAGACAUCACAACUAAGAUUGAGGGUGACUGGAAGCGGUUAAACACAUUGAUUCAUUAUCAGGUCUCUGAUCGCUCUGUAGUUGCCCUUGUUCCUAAACAGACUUCUUCUUAUAAUAUUCCUGCUUCUGCCAGCAUAUCACGGACCUCAAUUAGCAGAUAUGAUUCCACAUUUCGGUACACAGGUAGCCCAGAUAGUCUUCGUUCUAGGGCACCCAUGAUUACUCCUGACCUAGAGAGUGGAGUGAAAGUCUGGCAUUUAGUCAAAAACCAUGACCAUGGUGACCAGAAGGAAGGUGAUCGGGGAAGUAAGAUGGUAUCAGAGAUCUACUUGACGCGGCUGCUAGCUACAAAGGGUACACUUCAAAAGUUUGUGGAUGACCUGUUCGAGACUUUGUUCAGUACUGUGCAUCGAGGCAGUGCUCUCCCACUGGCUAUCAAAUAUAUGUUUGAUUUCCUAGAUGAGCAAGCAGAUAAGCAUGGCAUCCAUGACACUGAUGUGAGGCAUACCUGGAAGAGCAACUGUCUUCCUCUUCGCUUCUGGGUGAAUGUAAUUAAAAAUCCACAGUUCGUCUUUGAUAUCCACAAAGGAAGUAUCACUGAUGCCUGCCUCUCGGUUGUAGCUCAGACUUUUAUGGAUUCAUGUUCCACCUCAGAGCAUCGGCUGGGCAAGGAUUCCCCCUCCAAUAAGCUACUGUAUGCCAAGGAUAUACCCAGCUAUAAAAGCUGGGUAGAAAGGUAUUAUGCAGAUAUUGCAAAACUCCCAGCCAUCAGUGACCAAGACAUGAAUGCCUACCUCGCAGAACAGUCACGUCUGCACUAUGUUGAUUUCAACAUGCUGAGUGCACUCAAUGAAAUAUACUCCUAUGUCAGCAAAUACAGUGAGGAGAUCAUUGGGGCUCUGGAGCAGGAUGAGCAAGCGCGCCGGCAGCGCUUGGCGUACAAAGUAGAGCAACUUAUUGGUGCCAUGUCUAUGGAGAGCUGAAGAAAGGAGCAGGAACUCCUAGGAAAAAACAUAAGGAGUGAUUGCAAAGACUUUGGGGAAUUAAGGAAAUUGGCAAGGUGGCCACAAAGAAUAUAUGGGGAAUACUGUGAGAACCUCCUACAAGAAGCAAAAGUUACCCCAGAUUCUUAGCUCAAAACUCACAAAAUUCCAGUUGAAAGAAUGAAGGAAAACAACAGCAACUGUGCAUCUCAAACAUCAGUUGGAUUUAUCAAAUAGUUCAACUAUUCAAGCUGUAACCUUGAAGGUCUUUGGAAGCUUAGACUUCUCCAUGACUGCUGCUUUGCAUGAAAAUUGUUUGGUGUAUAUUAAGAGAUAACAAAAACAAUAUUUAAAGUUUUUUUUAAGAAAAAGAAAAAAGAAGAAAAAAAGGUAACAAAAAUACGGUGGCUACGUCUUAUUGAAGAUUCCACUGUAAAUUGCCCCUCACAUCAUACGAGAACUUCGUUGUUCAUGGCUCAGAUGGUUGGUUUGCAAGUAGAUUCUCUACCUUAGGAAAUGUUUGAAAAAACUCCAUUGUUCCUCUGCCUGGGAACUUAAAAAAUAUCUCCAGGAGCACAAAUUUGCACCAAACCUUUUAAAAAGUGCAGUUGGAAAGGAAAACCCAGCAUUCAGUAUCUUCAAGAGUAUUUUAGCAGGAAUCUAUGUGAGUGGAAAAGCCAUCUGGUCAUUCAAUUCAUCUGUGCUGAGAUCAGCUUCAACUAUGUAUUUAUAGAGUACUGAUAUUUUUUUAAUGCUCCCUAUUUACCAUUGAAGGGACACUAUGAUUUUAUGAAAGUCCUUCAUUCCUCUUCUACUUUGACACAAGACUUCCCUCAUUGAAAUGAUUCCUUCCUGUUUUUAUGUAUCUGCAGUUGUGUUCCUACGGAAUGUCUGGUCCUUUUGAAGCUAAGGAAGUUGUGAUGGUUUAAAAUGAAACUGGUGCAUUAUGCACUUUUAUAGGUGCAAUUCAUAUAAAAACUGAUUGGCUUUCUUAGUUGCUUAGAGUGUUGAUUGAUCAGUUAGCUUUUGGGUUGUUUGUUUUUCCUAGUCACUACGUGAUUUCUUGCUUUUAAAAAAAGUGUUUACAGCAAGCAGUACUUGAACAGUGUAGACCUAGUGAAUUGACAUAUUUAUUGCUUUCCUGCUUUGAAUUCACUUAUGCAAUCAGAACAAAUGGCAUUUGCAUUUUUCUCACAUCAUAUGAAAGGUCAUGCAGAGAUCAAGCAUAAGACUCCAAUGUCUCCUGGGAGAGGGAAAUGGGGGCACCUUCUCUCUGGACAAAAGGAAAUGGCACAUUCUACAUGCUGGCUAAUUAUUGUAGUCUUGUCUGUGUCCAUGUGUCUCAAUUCAGAUUAGGUUUUUUAAUUGACCCUAGAAGUCCAUUUCUAAGAGAUCAGUAGAAGGCUGAUGAUGUCUGUGAGUUGUCAUUGCUUUUUACAAAAGAUUUUUUUUAAAAAAAAAAACCAAAGUCCUUUCAAGAGUGCUAAUAGCAGGUGGGAUGCUGUAAACAUUUCUGUCUGUAAUGAAUAUUGAUGUUUGGGCAGGCUACAUUUAAGAGGGGUGAGAAGAAGGGCAAGGUGAUUAGAACUAAUGGAAGGCAGAAUAUUGGGCCCAUGAGUGCAGUCAGACUUGAAGAGAACAAAAUGGCUUUUCUCAGUGUGUCUAUGGACAGACACCUUAGAUUGUAUUAUGAUUCUACCAAAUUUUGUCACAUUUUCAGUAUUAGAAAAAACAUGGUUACAGCUGUUUUGAAUGGAAUUAGAGGACAUUAUCACUUAUCAGUAUAUGUCAGUUCUAAAAUCCUAAGGGUCUUUGGAAGUGGAGGUUUUCAGAAAUAAUCAUUAGCUAGUUUUUUUGUACGAAGUUCAAUGUAGGGAAAUCUCCAAAGUCAGGGGAACUCAAGGUUUUGCUACUGUUCCAUGUCUACAACACUUCAUGUCCAUCCAGGACCUUUGUCAUGCUGGUCCAAAACAGGAGUUAGCCUGAAAAGGUCAGCUAUCAUCGUACUCUUCAUUCAUGAUACUCUUGAGGGAGAUUCCAGAACAAUUAACAUGAGGGAGGCUGAAUAGUUGACCCCAUCCUGACCCCAAUUGCUCCCUGGACAUCUGUAGAUGGGAAGUCUCUAAUACUAUUGCUCUUUACGCUGAGAGCAAGGUGAUACAUAUGGAAAUCUAUUUCAAAGACAAAUAGCCUGAACAUGAUUGAAUACAUUGCUUUAUUAACAUAGCUCAGCUUCUAAUUAAUUGUGUGGAAUUCUUUUAUAAGGGGCUUUAUCUACUAGUGUGCUCUGCUUAGCCACCACAUCAGAAAGGAGGAAAUUGCUCCUGACAAAGUAAGCCCAUUUUUUUCCAGUGAUAUGUAGAUGUGUCUUUUAAAGAACACCACUAGAUUCCCCUCCCUUACCAAGCAAAGGAGGUGAGUUUGAUAUCACAUACUUUAACUGAAUUGCAUAUUUUGUGAGAAUCUCUCAUUCUUCUAAUCAUUAUCCUGAAUGCUGCCAAAAAAGGAGUAAACGAAAGGACCCACUUACUGUUAUAAUUAUAAUUCAUUAAAGUGGUGUCAAACCCCCUUUUCCCCUUGAUAAUUUACUUUCAUAAGUUUCCUUGAGUCCUAUUAAUAGCCUGAAAGAAAUACUAAUGACUGACCUUGUACAAUAAGCCAAAGCCUUUGACAUUCUCAGCAGUCAAGAUUUGCAGCCAAAAAAAUCUGAUUUACACUGACUUGGCAAGAGCAGAGAAUAGGAGCUAAAUGCAGGAAAUGUCUCAGAAGGAGAGCAUAUUUUCAGAAAUAUUACUUCCAUGUCCUUUAGCAGGAAAGGGCAUUUGAUUGCAAAGAAAGAAUUGUCUCUUUUAGUCCUAAAUUUAAUUGACAAAGGUAGUACAUUUAGCAGCUUAUUUUUAUCAAUGGAUUUUCCACUUUCCCAAUUUCAAGCAUUUCACAAUGAAUUCUCUUUGGGCUUCUUUUAUGCAUUUGUAUUAGUUUUUACUGCUGUGUUAGAUGAACUAUACAUCUGAGGUGUCAAUAAUCCAAACUAAGGCUGUAUCUAGAAGGUAGUUUCUUACAUCUUUAGUCAGAAGUGGAAAAACAGAUAACUCACCAGGAUUUAUCAUCUAAAACCAAUGAAUUGUUACUACAGAUACUCUGAUUUAGACUAUAGUAUCAAUGCUGGACCUGCUGGUCCAUAUAAACUAAUAAUAAAGAGGUUAAGAACUGGAAAAAUUCUCACAGAGUUGGCAGGAAUCAAAUGAGUUGAUUCAAAUAUAUUUGCAUAGGUCCUUUCACAGCAACUACUGCAUUCUACAAUCAUAGUUUUCCGUUGCAGAUAUGUAACAUCUCUUCCUAAGAUGAGAUUUUCUAGGCAAUCAUACUUUAUCUAAUAGUUUUUGCAUGCUAGUUUGAUACAACUUAUCCUAAAGCAAAUUUGGAAUUAAAUGCAUGACUUUCAUUUCAUGGUCAAUUUAUAUGGCUAUAAAUAGUAUAAACUGUUGCUGCAAGACCUCAGUCUUCCCAGCCUGAAUCAUCACUAUCCCCAAUGUCUUUGGCCAUGUUCAAGAGUUGGUAAAGACUGGCCAAAUCCAUAGGCAUUUACCUAAUAUUAUGAGGUUAAUUUAGUUGUUUGAGGGGAAAACAAUAAGGCUUGAGCCAGUGGUGGGAUUCAAAUAUGUGAAAACCGGUUCUCUGUGUGGAUGCCACUUCCGGAAGUCUAUUUUGGGCCAGGGCAACAAAAAAUUAGCUACUGGUUCUGCUGAAGUGGUAUGAACUGGUUGAAUCCCAUCACUGGUUUGAACAUUUAGAACCAUGAUUGUUUUAGGUAAUAUUCCCUAUCCUGCUAUCUUACCCUGAUGUGUCAGUUCUAGCUUAAUACAGUUCAGAUGUUUUUACAUCAAAGCCAGAGAUUACAUUCCUGGGAUUUUGUGCCUAAACACUUCUUUUUUGAAUAAUUCCAUUUUUGUUUUCAUUGAUGAGUGCUAUCCAGAGCCAUCAAAGAGCUAAAGCAAGGAGGCAGUGAUGUGCUAAUCUGAUGUUUAUUUCCUUUUGAAGAUCUUUAUUGUAUAAAGCUCCAUCAUGUUAGCAGACCUGUCUGCCUCUUCUGAAUUUUUGUUGCAAUAUUAAAAUUCUAUAGCCACUUCACCUGCCAGACCAAUCAGCAGGUCUUUUUAACCUGCAUGCAUUCUAGUCUAAUAGUUUGCAUUUAAAAGGGAACAAAAAGCGUAAGCAGCUCAAUGUGCUGUAGAUCCACUCAGAAUAAAUGAACAAUGGAAGUGGUAAAAUAAGCUGGAAAUUAAACAGUUUCUCUCUUCCUUAUAGAUGAUAUCUUAAAAGUAGUUAGAAAUCCUCUUAUUCAGAAUGGUGGCAAUCUUAGCCUUAUUUAGGAAAAAUAUAGUAAGAAGGCCUAGCAAGUGCUCACUGCAUCCCUGUCACAAUGAAAUAUAUUAGAUUUCCUAACAGAAAAUCUAGGAUGACUUCUAGAUCUUUUUCAUCAAAGUAUCCUCCCCUUCCAUGCUACUGAUAUUGUUUACAUCACAAAUUAAGAAAAAUGACACUGUAAUACCUUGUUUUUAGUUGUAGAGAUUCCAAGUCAUCUUAAAAAAAAAACAUUUUUCAGCAGUAGCUAUUUCUCUAAAGUACUUCUAAAUACUGUGUUUGAGUUUAAACUAAGCUUCUUUCCUGUGCUUAUAAUAGCUGAGAUAUCUCUAUCUAGAUUGAGACACAUUCCCGGUGCUUGCAAAGGAUUCAGUUGUAUACUAUACAGCCUCCCUAUGGGCAAUUCUGCUGAUUGUCUAUGAAGAUUCUCAGUCAUCCAGGUCAUGCACCCAAAAGAUCCCAAAGGUGCUUUUCCAAAAGGCAACUGGAUUUUUUCUUUAUUUGGAAAAACAAAGUCCAUUUGCCUUUUGAAAAAACACCUUUGGGACAAUACUGCUGAUGUUUUGCCCUCCAAACAUACCAUUCCAGGAAAGCAAUUGUCUUCCUAAGUGUGGAAUUUUCUGAAAAUAUAUAUAUUUGUUUGUUUAUACACAAUAUAUCUAUACAACAUUAAAUUUAUAUGACAAAGAAAUAACAUUAAAAUGUACAUAUACUGUAUGCAGACACAACCAGCUUCAAGCAAAAAAAAAAAGCCUCAACUUCUGAAAAACAGAAAUCUCAGUAGCAUGGUGGUUAUAACACUUGCCUGAUAUGUAUAAUGUUAGUUCAAAACUUGGCAGAUUUUUUAAAUUAUUGCUUUGAUUUCCUUAACUAUGAAAGGAGGGGUUCACAAUGGUUAGCACAAGCCCCUCUUUCCUUUUUUUUUUCUCUCCCUCCAGAGCUUUGAAACAGCUAAAUUAACUGGAAGACAUCUGAACCUCCAACUAUAAAAGAGAAUGUCUUCUCAGGAACUGUGUUAGGAAGAGAGGAAAAGAAAUAUGACAGAAAAAGAAAGAGGAGGAAAGCAGGAAAUAGCCGGACAAAAUUGGCUUGGUGCCAAGUGCAGCAGUCAACUGACAAGGUGGCUAAAAAAAUAAGCAAUGGAUUGAAAUAUAUAAGAGCUAAAAGUUGAGUGGAGCAAUAGAGCUCUAUAGCUAAGCCAAAUUCAGAAGUGCCAACAGCCAGCUGGCAGUUCAUAACAAUUUUUUCACCUCCCAGGCAAGUGACUGAGAGAUGUUAAAGUCCCUGCAGCAGCUCAGGACAGAGACACCCAUUCUUGGCAGAAAAUCCCCAAAACCCUAUCCAGCAAAAUCAAACAGAAAUUUCUCCCAGUUCACAGUUGGGAGAUCAUCCAAAGAUAAAGCUAACUGAGCCUGUCAUUUACACGAGUGUAGGCAAUUCAAGCUGGUAAAUGAAAAGGAAGGAAAUAAGUUAAUAGAAACUCAUCAAAAUUAUAGAUAAAAAUCCUUAGGUAGGUAGCAAAUAUAGGAAUGAUAAAUAUAGGGACAUAAGUAUAGUGAUAAGAAUUAGAAAUAAAUUGGUGUCAGUUUUGAUUAAUUAACAUUUUGUGUAAUAAAUUUCCCCCUGAACAAAAGGAGAAAAAAAUCUGUCUCUAAAAAGACUCAGCACACACCAAGCUUACUACUUUUCCUCUGGGCCAGUGCACAUAUCAGGCAAUAGGCUAUUGCCUGUACUUUUUGUGAUGUUUCUCAAGAGUAGUUAGAAUUAGAGUGGUAUGGGGCAACAGCUAUUAAAUUAAGUGAGGAGAGCAAUCCUUCCUCUGUGGACUAGCCAAUUGAACUGCAGGGAUUUGUCUAAAAAAAAAAAAAAAAAGUCAAACUAGAAACCUGGAUCAGCACCAGCCUGGAAACAUCAUUUCCAACAUAGAGCAGGAAAACAUGAGCAGAUUUAUGAUAGACUACAGGUGAGUAGAAGAUGACAUCCAUUCCUUCUAGAACAGUGUUUCUCAACCUUGACAAUUUUAA